AUGGAAAUGUAUCAAAAUGACAAGAUGAUGUGUACUAAACAGGACUGCAAGCAUACUCAAUUGCGCUUGUUAGAUAAACUAAAUGAUGACCAUAUGAUUCCCAACGAAGUAAAAAAAUUAAGCUCAAUACACUGGAUAUCGAAUGUAUUGAAGAGAACCUUUUCACUGAAAAUAUUCAAGUGCAAGCAGCAAAGGAGGAAUUAUAUGUUUACUCUAUAG
Messenger RNA from Parnassius mnemosyne (clouded apollo), 219 nucleotides. The record is from the annotation of a GenBank genome assembly. NCBI's taxonomy places the organism in Eukaryota, Metazoa, Arthropoda, Insecta, Lepidoptera, Papilionidae.